Molecule: messenger RNA, 1001 nt
Organism: Arachis ipaensis
Lineage: Eukaryota; Viridiplantae; Streptophyta; Magnoliopsida; Fabales; Fabaceae
Source: RefSeq, a predicted model, not a curated record
AUAUCUGUUGGGUCCAUAUUGAGGAUAACCUUUGAUGGAAGCAUUGACAAGAGUCAUUUUCACCUUCUAGACAAUGUUAAACUUAAAUGGAUUAAGUUGGUCAAUAUGCGCCUUGAAGUGCAUGCAGGACUAUGGCGUGGUCUUUUUACCCCUUUUACAAAGUUUCGAUACACUCCAGCUGAAGAUAAUCUCAUUUUAACACGCAAAAGGUUCUCUGAGGAGCGGAUAUCUCGGAGAUUUGAAAUAAAUUAUUUGGGGUGUGUCCCUGUACCUUCAACUGUGACAGUUGUAACGGUUGAUUGUCAUUGUGCGCCGCAUGUUACUCUGAUGGAAGCCCUCACAAAUAAUCAGGUGACCGCCAAGUUCAAGUGUGUAGUUCGAGUGGUUGCAGCGUUGCCUUGCCAACCUGAAAUGCUCCGCUCUCCUGCUGGGAUAUACAGAAUGCGGUUGACCCUAGAGGAUGCAACAGCUAGAAUUCAUGCCUAUGUUUUUGCCAAGGAUGGGGAGACUCUUUUUGGUGGCUAUCCGGACACGGAUAGUUUGAGCAAGAAGCUAAACAAAUUGCUUGGAGUAACUGAAGGUGGUGCUACCAGUGAUAAGAGACAUCCGCCAUGGGUUUCUGUUUGUCUUGAAUCAUAUUACCUCAAUAAAGAUGACACCUGGGGAACUAGACAUUUCAGAGUAUCCAGCACCAAAGUAGCGGAAGAAGCAUGAAGUGUUGUUAAGAAUGCUUUUCUCCACCUUUUUUGAGAGACUAUAUGUUGCAGGCUGUACAUUUUGGUGAACUAGAAAAUGCAGUUAUAUUUUGCUAGAGAUAUAGGACUUGCUUUGUAUACAAGGAAAAAUGGAAAACCUUUGUUUUUUUGGUAAACUUUGAAUGUAAAUGUGUAGAUGAAAUGCAACCCUUCUGGAAUGAACAAUAGUAUAUCAGGGUAUGUAAGGAAAUGCUCAAUGGAACAACUUUAUAUGAUAUGUGAAUAUUGAUAUCUAUAUUGCAAUCA